This is a messenger RNA of Drosophila subobscura, 1026 nucleotides long. Its product is annotated as nucleosome-remodeling factor subunit NURF301-like. The record is from RefSeq and is a predicted model, not a curated record. The coding region runs from base 1 to 1005 and encodes 334 amino acids. The transcript is spliced from 3 exons. Gene Ontology annotation, cellular component: NURF complex. Lineage: Eukaryota; Metazoa; Arthropoda; Insecta; Diptera; Drosophilidae. Gene Ontology annotation, biological process: regulation of transcription by RNA polymerase II. Gene Ontology annotation, molecular function: RNA polymerase II cis-regulatory region sequence-specific DNA binding.
AUGUUCGACCUGGUACCAGAAUGGCUGCCUGCAUCAAAAUUCAGAAGCACCCAUAGCAAAGACGGAGUUAUUAAGAUUAAGACCACAAAAAAUAGCGGUCGUGGGAGCCGUAAGCGUGGUCGACCGCCAAAGACGCCAAAUGAGCGGACUUCAUCUGGACGUUUUAGUUAUCAAUUGCUCAAAAAGCCGAAAUAUCUGAGCGAAGGAAAAUCGCAGGCAAACACACCAUCAGCUUCGCGCGGCAUUUCCCCACAAAGCGCUGAGUGCAGUCGCAGCAGCCAUAACAACCACAGCCGUGGGAACAGUGAAAGCGCCGCUAAGAGGGGACGCGGGCGCAAGUCAAAUGUGCACCCCAAUACCAGCAACUACUCCGGAAGAAAAGGGCACGAGUCUGAAUAUCACUAUGGGUCAGAUUUUGGAGAUUCUGAUGACGAUAAAUCUGAUAAUGAGGAUGACAUAUUACUUACCCCCAGCGAUGAUGAAAGCUUGGAUGCAGGCAAUGAGAGUGAGUCGGAAUUUUCCGUGUGCAGCUUUACCCGAAAUGGAGUUGAUCGGCCACCACGUCCGCCCAGUCCGGAUCCAAUUUGGCUUCAAGAAGGUCGGGAAUAUGCUCCUCUUGAUUUGCCGGAUUCAUCGGAAGAUUUGUUUGUUGCAAAUGCACACGUUUUGCGCGCCCUUAGCUUUUAUGAAGUACUGCGACGUUUUCGGCACUUGGUUCGUCUUUCACCCUUUCGCUUUGAAGACUUCUGUGCAGCUUUAACUUGCGACGAGCAGAGUGCACUUACGAUCUUACGAGAAGAGGAUGUUCAGGGCACGUAUUUUGGACCUUUAGAUCAAAAGGAUACGGUAAACAUAAGUCUGUACCUAAUUGAUGCCAUUACUUGGCCAGAAGUUUUGCGCAGCUAUGUGGAAAGUGACAAGACAUUUGACCGUCAGGUCUAUGAUAUAUGGUCGGACGGAACAUCCGUACACCGGCCACGGAUCAAAGCAACAUUACGACCAUAGCCAUUAAAGCCCCACCCUGUC